Molecule: messenger RNA, 2014 nt
Organism: Paramormyrops kingsleyae
Lineage: Eukaryota; Metazoa; Chordata; Actinopteri; Osteoglossiformes; Mormyridae
Source: RefSeq, a predicted model, not a curated record
GCAAUUCACACCGGUCCCCGGAUCAGGCGGGGUCUUCCGUUCAUCUAUUCGAGGGUGGCGGGGCAAAUAAACGCUCGCCCUGAAAGAAGCCGAUCUGGAAGCUUAUUUCGUUUCCGUCCAGCCGCUUCCUACUUUCGAAAGCACAUGGGCACUGUGUUAUGCCCCUGAAGCCAGCGGAUGGAGUCCAUGGGAGAAUUUGACUCCGAGUGCCCCAUGGUGAAACGCUUCUGCCAGCAGAUGUCAGAGGACGAUUUUGAGCGGGAGGGCCUGACGUACACCCAGCAGGCACUGCAGGACCUGUUCGCUGCCAUGGAACAGCGACCCGAGCUGUGUGAGCGGGUGGUCCGCCGGAGAAAGCAGAUGGAGCUGGAACGCGGGGCUGUGGGCACCAGCAUGAAGGCCAAGUUCUUCUGCGCAGUGGAGGGUCAGAUGAACCGGUGCAACACGGUGGGUGCGGAAGAGCUGCAGGACAGGGUGGGCCAGCUGCGUGCAGAGAUGGAGAGGGUGCAGGCGUAUGCGCAGGAGGCUAAAUGUGCAACAAAGCGAUCCUCACAGCGUUUGGCUGACAAAAGGCGACCGCUGUUGGACAGAGCAGCAGGACAAGGAACACCCACCCCUUCCCUGUGUCCUGGAGUUCCACCUGUUCCUCCCCCCCCGCCUCCUCCCCCUCCUCCAGCCACGCCCCUUCGAGAAAACGCCAAAAUUCAGCCGGUUGCAGCCACGCCAGAUCUACUCACCAGCUACGGCCUCUCCCGUCUGAACCGACCCAUUAGCACUGUGGAGCUCUGCAGUCCCUUGCCUGGCGACUCGAAGCACUCGAACCCGCGCCUGGACAUCCAGACAGAGCUGCUUGCGUAUAACCCGGCCCAGAGACUGAAGGCAACAGGUAUCGCAAGGUCUCCUGGAGGCACGCCCACAUUGCGAGCACCAAUCAGGGACCAGAGGAGAUCUCCCAUCUCCGCCUUCAACACGGAAUUGCUCUCCAAAUUCCAGAAUGCACAGAGUCCCCCCCAGGAUGUCUCAGUCCCAGAAGCUCAGCCCAGCUCUGACAGUGAGGGGGACGGCUUUGUCACACCCCCCGACUCACCCUGAGGCUUCACUCUUCACCUGUUCCAAUGCUGUCAAAGAGCUUUCAGUCAGGAUCUACGCUUACUGUGAACCAAUGCAUCCCUUCCCUGAAUGAUCAAAUAAUACAAAUGUAUAAAUAUUCCGUGUCAGCCCCAGCACACUGCUCCUAAAUCUUUUCUGUCCUUUCAGAAGCGUAGGUCUACGCCUCUCUUGUAAUCAGCAGCAUUGUUUUUUUUUUUUCUUUCCCAGAAAGGAAAUCAUGCCAAAAAAUUGUGUACUUGCUCAAUAUAUUUCUGAGAUACUGGACAGAGAAGCAGAGAUCUUACCUUACUGCUGAGUCAUUGAAAUAGUUGCUUUUGUGGAUUUAUACCUUGACUGUUGUGUUCAGCUGGUGCAGCAGCUGCUUUUAGGUAAGAAGGGUAAAUGUGUCUCUAUUGGUGUUUUCUGCGGGCUGCAAUUCCAGCUGCUCUGGGACCAACCAAAAGCUCAUCUCAGGGAAUGUGCAACACAAAAGACACUAGAUCAAUGUUUCUCAACCCAGUCUUCAGGGACCCCCAGACUCAAAAUCAUGUUAAUAUGGGAUAGACCAAGAGCAGCUCCUCAUUGGAUGAAAUUCCCACAUGAGAUAAAGACCACGUGUUUAGUUGUUCUCCAGAAAUCUUGGGUUCUCUAAAGUCCUGCUUUCAUUUUGUUAACAUGGGGUAUUGAGUGUAGACUGAGGGAAAAAGUGAAUUACAAUGUUUUGAUCUUGCAUUCCAUUUUAGGUGAAGGGGUCUGAUUACUUUCUAAAUGCACUACACAUAUCAUAAGCAUUAUAAAUCCAUAAACGCUUAUAACUUUCUAAAAAUAUUCUUAUUGGCUAAAUACUCUAAUCUGCUUUUGUACUAACUUCAGUUCUGUGCAGUUCAGUCAUGUGGUUAAUGACAAAAUAAACUGAUCCAACAAG